AUGAGCAAUAAUCAAAUAGUCCAGCGAGUGCUUGACUUAGCUCUGAAAGGAGAGACGGAGAAACUACAAAACUGUAACAUCAACUGCAGAAAUAGAUAUGGUAUUUCAGCGCUGAUGAUAGCUGUUAUGAAAAAUAACCUUCUGGCCUUAAAGACGUUGAUAUCUGCAGGCGCCGAUGUUAAUUUAACACGUAACAACUCCAGGUUCAUUACAGCACUGACCAUAGCCGUCGAACGACAGCAAGUUGAGUGUGUUAAAGAAUUAAUCAAGGCUGGAGCUUCCUUGGCCUGUCAGAAAGCCAUCGAUGCUUUAAAGAUGGCGAAAAAUUAUAACUUCCUGCAUUUGGUUGUUGAAAGAUAUCGUGGAUUUACUGAUCAUUCGGAUCAUAGUCCUUUGACACCGUUUUACUUAGCUAAUCAACAUAAAUGUUUUGAUUUGCUUGUCGAUUUAAUUAAUGGCGGAAGUGCAGUCGACAUAGAAUCACUACAAUUUGAAGAUUUUAUUAGACCUGAUAUAUUUAAUGCACUGAUUCGCUCAGGUAAAGUCGAUGUAAACAAACAAUAUUGA
Physella acuta is the source of this 567-nucleotide messenger RNA. RefSeq names its product ankyrin repeat domain-containing protein 29-like. Gene Ontology annotation, molecular function: protein binding. The record is from RefSeq and is a predicted model, not a curated record. Lineage: Eukaryota; Metazoa; Mollusca; Gastropoda; Physidae.